AUGUCAUCUUCCUCCAGUGAAGGCGCAAAAGCGCUCUCACAGCCAUUCACUUUACCAUGUGGAAGCACAGCUCCAAACAGAUUGGUCAAGGCACCAAUGGAGGAAAUGAUGGGAUCUCUCGGAGGAGGACUUCCGAACGAAAAGCUGCUUAAAAUCUACAAACACUGGGCAGAUGGAGGUUGGGGCAUCAUCAUCACCGGAAAUGUUGCAAUCGAUUCUACCCACCUUGGAACGCCUUUUGAUAUCACACUUCCAUCAACGAAUUUACUGAAAGAUGAUAAAACGAUCCAGACUUUCAAAAAGUACGCACAAUCAAUCAAAGGGAAAGGAGAUGACAAAUCACCUUUGGCAGUUGUGCAAUUGGUACAUGCAGGUAGACAAUCGAUGAGAGGAUCGGGACGAUACCCUUGGCAGCCAACGCUAGCACCAUCUUCGAUUUCUAUGAGCACGUCCAAAGGUUUGAUAGGGAAAGUUAUAGAUUACGCAUUGUGGAACACGCCCAAAGAAAUGACCCAAGAAGAAAUCAAACAGCUAAUUCAACGCUUCGUAGAAGGAUCAGUCUUAUGCCACCAAGCUGGAUUUGAUGGUGUUGAAAUUCAUGCCAGUCACGGCUAUCAAAUUGCUGCUUUCUUGAGCCCAAGAACAAACGUCAGAAAAGAUCAAUACGGUGGAAAUGCUCGGAAUCGCGCCCGUCUGCUGCUAGAGAUCAUCGAUGGCGUUCGUCAAAGGGUGCCUAAAUCAUUCGCCGUUGGUGUGAAGUUGAAUUCGAGUGAUUACGUUCAAGGUGGAUUAACUGAAGAUGAUGCAUUGAUGAACGUCAAAUGGCUGGCAGAACAUGGCGGUGUAGACUUUGUGGAAAUCAGUGGUGGAAAUUAUGAGAAUCCUUCAUUUAUGAUGGACAGCUUUGAUUCCGAAAAAGAGCUCGCCAAAGUCAAUGGCACAGCCAAGACUCCAUCCAAGCCUCCCACAUCAGCCCGAACACAAGCACGCGAAGCAUUCUUUCAAAAUUUUGCACUUCGAGCUCGUAGUUCGGUACAAGACGUGAAAGGACCAGGUCGUGAGAUGGCCUUGAUUUUGACCGGAGGUUUACGUUCGCGAACAGGAAUGGCUGGUCCUGUUUUGGAAGGCAUUGUUGAUGGUGUCGGGAUCGGAAGAAUGGCUUGUGUUUAUCCUGAUUUACCAAAGACUAUCUUGAAUGAUAGUGUGCCUGACACUGAUCCUAAAAGCAGUCCUCCGAAGUAUACGAUGAAAGGAAGUGGUACGGUGGCAUUACUACCAUUGAAGAUCGUCAACGCUGGUUGGGGAACGUGA
Molecule: messenger RNA, 1311 nt
Organism: Meira miltonrushii
Lineage: Eukaryota; Fungi; Basidiomycota; Exobasidiomycetes; Exobasidiales; Brachybasidiaceae
Product: FMN-linked oxidoreductase
Exons: 3
Coding region: 1-1311 (436 amino acids)
Molecular function (GO): FMN binding; oxidoreductase activity
Source: RefSeq, a predicted model, not a curated record